GAUUCAAAAGGAUGAGAGAGAGUGAGAAGAUAAGGACAAAGAACGCGCGGGCCAAGCUUUUGUCGCUUUCUUGUGUUGGAUCAGAUCUCGUAACGAAGGAGAGAGUUUAGAUGUAUAUAGUAGCUUCCAUCACCACAUUGAUCACAUCCUUGUUAUCUUCCUCCGCUCCUUCCCCUGCCUUCUUUUCUGGUUACUUUUACCGCUAAAUGAUGGAUGCUGCUACUCUGCCUCUUUGACGCAAACAAGGUGCAUCAAUUAGUCAACUUAGAAAGACAUCUGUUGCAGUUGAGUUCUUGGAUAGCAAAAAGAAGUCAUAAUGAACAAAGCUAAGACAAGUAUCCCACAAAAGGUGAAGCGUUAUGUGGGAAGAUACGAGCUUGGUCGGACAAUCGGGGAAGGAACAUUUGCAAAGGUCAGGUUUGCAAGAAACUCCGAAACAGGGGAACCUGUUGCUAUCAAGAUCCUCGAUAAAGAAAAGGUUCUCAAGCACAAACUGGUUGAACAGAUUAAACGAGAAAUUUCAACUAUGAAGUUGAUAAAUCAUCCAAAUGUUGUUCGUCUGCAUGAGGUAAUGGGCAGUAAAUCAAAGAUCUUUAUUGUUUUGGAAUAUGUUACAGGGGGAGAGCUCUUUGAUAAAAUUUGUUGUUUUCUCGUUAAGUCCAACCAUGGUCGAAUGAGGGAGGAUGAGGCACGGAGAUAUUUUCAGCAACUAGUGAAUGCUGUUGAUUAUUGCCAUAGCAGGGGGGUUUAUCACCGGGAUCUAAAGCUCGAGAACUUGCUACUUGAUGAAUAUGGUAACCUCAAAGUUUCUGAUUUUGGGUUAAGUGCACUAUCUCAACAAAUCAGGGGUGAUGGCUUGCUUCAUACAACUUGUGGAACUCCCAACUACGUGGCUCCUGAGGUCAUUGAAGACAGAGGUUACGAUGGGGCAACUGCAGACUUGUGGUCAUGUGGGGUUAUUCUAUUUGUACUAUUGGCUGGAUAUUUGCCUUUUGAUGAUGAUAAUCUUAUGACUCUGUAUAAAAAGAUAUCAGCUGCUGAGUUUACUUACCCAUCUUGGCUUUCUUUUGAUGCUAUGCGAUUGAUAGCCAGAAUACUUGAUCCUAACCCUGAGACACGAUUAACUGUCCCUGAAAUAUUGGAAGAUGCAUGGUUCAGAAAAGGAUAUAAACCACCUCGUUUUGAAGAAAAACAUCACAUAUGUUUGGAUGACAUCAAUGUGGCUUUCAGAGAUUCGAAAGAUCACCAUGGAGCAGAAAGAACCGAGGAGCAACCACAGCAUAUGAAUGCAUUUGAACUGAUUUCAAUGUCAAAGGGCCUCAAUCUUGGAAAUUUGUUUGACAAAGAUCUGGAACUCAAAAAGGAAACUAGGUUUACAUCAAAGUGUCCAGCUAAAGAAAUCAUUAAAAAGAUUGAAGAAGCUGCAAAGCCUCUUGGCUUCGAUAUUAAGAAGAAAAACUACAAGAUGCGUCUUGAAAAUGUGAAGGCAGGGAGAAAAGGAUAUCUCAAUGUUGCAACAGAGAUAUUCCAAGUGGCCCCUUCUUUGCAUAUGGUUGAGGUACGGAAAGCAAAAGGAGACACUCUGGAAUUCCAGAAGUUCUAUAGGAGUUUGUCUACACAAAUAAAGGAUGUCGUCUGGAAAUCUGAGGAGGAUAUGAACGAUGAUAUACCAAAGUGACGGGGCCUGGAGACUGAAGACCUUCAUUUGGCCUUCUAUCUCAUCUUUGUAUCAUAUAUCCCUGGUUCUUUAAGCAGGCUGCUAGUAACUAAGCCCUCGACUGUUGAGAUGCAAGGGUUCUUUGGUGCCCAUUCUUUUUUUUUUUUUUUGAACAUUCUCUUGUUUUAUAUGCGGGUCAAAUAUGUGAAAGUCAUCUAUCUACUGUUGGAUAGCAUCGCCUGAGUUUGUGAAAGUCAUAUAUCCAUUUUGUUGUGUUUCAGGUGCGGAAAAAAAACUUUCAGAUUAAUUGAGCUCGUGAUCUCACUGGCAUUCUCAUUCUCAA
Molecule: messenger RNA, 2000 nt
Organism: Musa acuminata AAA Group (dessert banana)
Lineage: Eukaryota; Viridiplantae; Streptophyta; Magnoliopsida; Zingiberales; Musaceae
Product: CBL-interacting protein kinase 32-like
Exons: 15
Coding region: 317-1678 (453 amino acids)
Biological process (GO): signal transduction; protein phosphorylation
Molecular function (GO): protein serine/threonine kinase activity; ATP binding
Source: RefSeq, a predicted model, not a curated record